Caenorhabditis angaria is the source of this 5445-nucleotide messenger RNA. Lineage: Eukaryota; Metazoa; Nematoda; Chromadorea; Rhabditida; Rhabditidae. The record is from the annotation of a GenBank genome assembly.
AUGAUUCCUCCUCUCCUCUGGUUGUCUGCUGCUCUCCUCUACCUGUCUGCGUCUCUCGUCUCUCCACACUAUGUCACCUCUCCUCCUCCACUCGCAUCAAACUACAUACAAUCACCCGUCACAAUUGAUAACGGAUUAAUUGGUAAGGAAGAGAGAGCUACAGUAUAACAUGAGCAAUCAUUCAUUUUUCUUUGAAUUUUGAAGGGCUUAACAUGAGCAAUCUUCCAGUUUCUUUGAACAGAUUACUGUAUGUCCCUUUAAGAUAAAUGUAAAGAUAAAGUUUAAACUGAGCAAUCUUCUCUGAAAUUCUAUUAACAUGAGCAAUAAAGUACUGUAUGUCCCUUUAAAACCUUCAUUUUUCUUCUCAUAAAAAUACCUGCCUUCUAGCUUAUUUCCUCCAGAAAAUGUUACUACUAAUUAUAAUUAGUAGGCUUUUCAAUUUCUAAUGGAAAAUGGCAAUUUCUAGAAUAAUAAUCGGGUUAGGUAAGAAAGAUGAAAGUGAAAAAAAUUAUAUAAAUUAUUUUUGAAGAAAAAAAAACAGAUAUUUAAAGGGACAUACAGUAAUCUGAAGCUGGAUAUUUGGAACAAAAAAGUUUUGCUCAUGUUAAAUCAAAUAUGAUGAUUGCUCAUGUUAGUUUUGAAUUUUAAAAAAAUCAUUGCUCAUGUUAAGCCUAUAAUUUCGAAUUAAAAAUUCGAGAACUUUCUAGAAAAUUAUAUCAUUGCUCAUAUUAGAACUGGAAUUUCAUAAAGUUCCUAGAUUGCUCAUAAUAAAGAUAAACUAUUGAACUAUCCGAAUUGCUCAUGUUAACCUCAAAAAAUUCUAGAAUUUUGAAUUAAAAAUUCGAAAACUUUCUAAAAAAUUAUAUCAUUGCUCAUAUUAAAGCUAAACUUUUAAAAUAUCCGAAUUGCUCAUGUUAAGCUCAAAAAAUCCUAUAAUUUUAAGUUAAAAAUUCAAAUUUCUAGAAAAUUAAAACAUUGCUCAUGUUAAGCUCAAAAAGUGGUUUAAAAUUCCUAGAUUUCUCAUAUUAAAGCUAAAUUAUAAAAAACAUGCGAAUUGCUCAUGUUAAGCCAAAAAUAGCAUAUAAUUUUGAAUAAAAAAUUCAAAUUUCUAGAAAUUUGACCAAUUGCUCAUAUUAAGCUUUAAAAAAAUGGAUUAAAAUUCCUAUAUUGCUCAUAUUAAACUAAAUCAGUAAAAUAUCAGCAUUGCUCAUGUUAAACAAAAAAAAAAUCAUUUAAAAAUAUUAAAGGAACAUACAGUAUCCCUACCCCUCCCUUUAAAUUAACAAAAUCUAAGGAUUGCUCAUGUUAACAUAGGAAUCUUAAAGGUACAUACAGUAUCCCCACCCCAUUCCUUUAAAUAAACCAAAUCUAAUGAUUGCUCAUGUUAACAUAGGAAUCUUAAAGGUACAUACAGUAUCCCUACCCCUCCCUUUAAAUCAGAAAAAUCUAAGGAUUGCUCAUGUUAACAUAGGAAUCUUAAAGGAACAUACAGUAUCCCCACCCCAUUUCUUUAAAUUAAAAAAUUUAAUUAAAGGAACAUACAGUACUCCCAACAUUUUUUUGCAGGUGAGCCUGAAGUCGUCUGCGAAACCUCGGCCAUCUCACUCCUCUUCAAAACCAAACAAGGUUUCCCGGGAAAAGUGUUCGUAAAAGGCCACGUGGCAGAUCCGGCAUGUAUUACUGUAGGUGAUGGCAAUAAACAAUCGCAUCGAUUCGAAGUUCGACAUGAUUCGUGUGGUGUGAGAAGACAAAGGGAAAUUGGAGGAGUUGUCAUAUCUGCUACUGUUAUCAUCUCAUUUCAUUCGGUGAGUUUGCGAUUUUUGAGAUCAGCGUGAAAUUUUGAUCUAGAAAUUUGGUUUUGGGUCUAGAAAGCCUGGGGGCUCCUGCGGUUUAGGCUCCGCCCACUUUUCUGAAAAUCUAGAAGCUCUCGGAGUUAACUGAUAAUUUCACAGUGUUCCUGAGAAGAUUUGGAGACUUUUGAGCCCCAUAUUGAUAUAGUUAGCUCAUCUUAGAGCGGAGAUAGCGAUUUAGGCCCCGCCCACUUUUCCGUGCCGCAAAAUCUAGAAGAUUCCCGAGGUAGCCGUUAAUCCCACAGUGUUCCUGAGAACUCAGGCAAAUCGUCCCACCGGUGUAACACCAAAUCUCCACUCACUCAACACCUUCUCUUCAAUAAUCCCACCGGUGGGCCCACCGGUGGGAAACCGGUGGUCACAAAUUUGAUAAUAGCACCGGUGUACCACCACCUUAACACUCGCUUAACACCGUUUGAACACCGUCUGAACACCAAAAAGAGGUGUUCCACCAGUGUUUUUGUUUAUUUUUCCCACCGGUUUCCCACCGGUGGGCCCACCGGUGGGACGAUUUGCCUGAGAAGAUUUACAGAUUUUUGAGCCCCAUAUUUUUGAAGUUAGCUCAUCUUAGAGCUGAGAUAGCGAUUUAGGCUCCGCCCACUUUUUCAGUAUAGCUAGGGGGUACCAUAUUUUUCUAGGAAGGCCUGGAGAACCCUUGAAAAAUGUCCCCCGGUUCAAAAUUACACGUAGAAUCCGGUUUUCCAGGUUCCAGGGGCUGAAAAUCAAGUCUAAGGGUGGGAAAACACCCAAAACCUAAUUUUUUGGAGUGAACGGGGGGGGGGGGUACCAUAUUUCGUUAAUAAUCUGUAGAGAGCGCUGAGAAAAUGUCUCUGGGCUCAAAAUUUCACGAAGAAUCGAUUUUUCCAGGUUGCGGGGGCUGGAAAUCAAGUCUAGAUGUAGAAAAACCUCGAAAAUCAUCUUUGAAGUGAACAAGAGAGGGGGGUACCAUAUUUCAUUAAAAUUCGGUAGAGAGCCCUGGGAAAAUGCCCCGCUGGCCUAAAAUUCUACGUAGAAUCCAAUUUUCCAGGUUCCGGGACCUGAAAAUCUGAUCUAAGGGUAUAAAAAUCAUUUUUGAAGUGAAUUGGGGGGGGGGGUACAAUAUUUAUUUAAAAAUUCAUAGAAAGUCAGGGGAAAAAUCACCCUGGCUUGAAAUUCCACGUAGAAUUCAAUUUUCCAGGUUUCAGGGGCUGAAAAUGAAGUCUAGAGGUAGAAAAACCCAAUUUUUUUCUCGCAAAACCACGUGUGUGGUACCAUAAUUCUCUAGGCAACUCUCAUGAACGCAAGGAAAAUACCUCAGGGGGCCCCAGGCUCAAAAUUCCACGUAGAAUCCAAUUUUCCAGGUCCCAAAGCUCAAAAAUCACUCCAAACCUAAUGUAAUUCCAGAUUUUCAUAACAAAAGUGGAUCGUGCCUACCGUGUCUCAUGUUUCUACGUAGAAGGCACCAAAAAAGUGCACAAUCACCUGGACAUUUCCGCAUUAACCACUCAAUUACUCGAAUCCCAAACCAAUCUACCAAUUUGUAAAUACGAAAUUCUUUCCGAUCCUCAAGGUCAACCAAUCAAAUAUGCGAAAAUCGGUGACACAGUCUAUCAUAAAUGGACAUGUAUACCAGAAAUGGAUAAUAUGUAUUGUAUGCGUGUUCAUUCGUGUACUGUAUAUGAUGGACAAGGUGGUCCACCGGUUACUGUAAUUGAUUCGAAUGGUUGUAGUACGGAUGGAAUUAUUUUGCAAAAUUUGGAAUAUGGACAAGAUUUGAUGGCCGGGAGAAGUUCACCGGUUUUUAAAUUUGCGGAUAAAGCUGGAUUGUAUUUUAAUUGUCAAAUUAUGUUAACUAUUAAGGAUGUCGAUUAUGGUUGUAGUAAUACGGUAAGGUUCUUGGGAGAGGGGGGAUUGCUCAGGUUAACAAGAUAUUUUAUAUAUUUUUGGGAGAAGUCAGUUAGUUUCACAAGCAUGACUCAUUUUAUACUAGACUCUAUAGUUAACCUGAACAAUGCUUCUUCAGGUAUUGAAGGGGGAUUGCUCAGGUUAACAAGAUUCCUCGUAUUUUUAAAAACAGAAUUUUUUUGUGCCGGAAAUUUUCCAGAAAAUAUGCUCGGAAAAUCCGGAAAAUGAUAUUUUUGGAAUUAAAAAUUUUUUUUUUUUUUUUUUUUUAAUUUUACGAUUUUUUGAACGUAAAACGUCUCUCAAAUAGUUACCGUAGAUAAAAAUAAGUUUUGAGGCUGAAAAUCGAAAUUUCAGAAUUUUCCAAAUUUUCCGGCACAGGCCUGGUCGGAAAAUUAGUUCCACGAACAUUGCUCAUAUUAUACUAGACUCUGUAGUUAACCUGAGCAAUGCUUCUUCAGGUAGUUGAAGGGGGAUUGCUCAGGUUAAUAAGAUUCCUAGGAUUUUUGUAAACAGGCCUGUGCUGGAAAUUUUUCGAAUUUCCGGAAAAUGUGCUCGGAAAAUCCGGAAAAUGAUAUUUUUGGAAUUUAAAAAUUUUUUUUUUUUUUUUUUUUUUUUUGAACGUAAAACGUCUCUCAAAUAGUUAUCGUAGAUAAAAAUAAGGUUUGAGGCUGAAUUUCGAAAUUUCAGAAUUUUCCAAAUUUUCCGGCACAGGCCUGGUUGGAACAUUGCUCAUAUUAAUCUACUAGACUCUAUAGUUAACCUGAGCAAUGAUUCUUCAGGUAUUUGAAGGGGGAUUACUCAGGUUAGGGAAUAUUUUUAAUGAGCUUUGAGACUAUUGCUCAUUUUAAAAAUUUUCAAUGGCUCAGAUACCUGAAAUUGUGACUAACCUGAGCAAUCCAUACUCCUACAUUGCUCAUAUUAACCUAUAGUUAUUCUCCCCAGCAUGAAUAAUUAACAUGAGCAAUCCUAUCAUCCUACAUUGCUCAUAUUAACUUUCCAGCAACCCCAAUGCUAUCCAGCAGCUCCACCGCAAUACGCCGUCGAACCCGCCGCCAAAACCACCGAAACCUACGCAACACCUUCCGACUCCUACAGUACCACCACUGAACACGAGUCGGGUUAUCCGACCCGCGCCUAUCCACCCGCCUCACAUCCCGCUUCACCCGCUCCACCACCAAGAGGCGGAGCGUCCGGAAGCGGAAGCGGAAGCGCGGGAGAAUACUAUCCGGAACCACAGCAAGGCGGAAUUUUGGGAGGUGUUCCGGAUAGUGCUUAUGAGGUGCAAGGAUAUAAUGAUACGGAUCCAGUGAGUACAGUACUACAGUAACCCAAAGGUUAACCUACAGUACCCCUAAAAUCCACAUUCCAGCCUUUCACAACUUCAAGUUCAUAUGCUGAAGAUUCCUCUUCCACCUACAGUAGACUAAUCAAAAGAAACACCAAAGAGCCGGUUACUGUAGCGGAUUUGGACCUGCCCGAAAAAGGGAUCCUCGUAUUUGGUCUCGAAGAGAAUCCAGAAGACUCCACAGAUUUUUCGACACUAGACUUUCUCCCGAAUUCUCGACGCACAUGUUUCAGCAAUUUCCGAAUCUAUGGAUCUUUCCUCGUUUUGACUACUGUAUUUUUGGUUACUGUAGUUGUGUUUGUUGUGAUUCUCAACAAGCAACGACAAAUUAUUGCGCAAUCUGCGUUUUUUGCAGCGAAAAAUUAG